This is a messenger RNA of Myotis daubentonii (Daubenton's bat), 2129 nucleotides long. RefSeq names its product docking protein 2 (gene DOK2). Gene Ontology annotation, biological process: positive regulation of MAPK cascade; Ras protein signal transduction; cell surface receptor protein tyrosine kinase signaling pathway. Gene Ontology annotation, cellular component: cytoplasm. Lineage: Eukaryota; Metazoa; Chordata; Mammalia; Chiroptera; Vespertilionidae. The record is from RefSeq and is a predicted model, not a curated record.
CAGUUUGAGUGUGGGGCCUUUGCUAUUGGCUUUACUGUCAGAGUUGGUUUCUGGGUCUCUUUGUUCCCCGGGGGUCAGCCACUCUCCGUUGGUGACUUUUCCACGCCAGCUUUUGGACCCGAGUGGUUGCUCCCCAGAGAGCUGGAAUUGGGCUGUGUGGAAAUUAUCUCUCACUGACUGAAAAUGCAGGAAGCUUGAGUGUGAAACUCACUCAUCAAAAAGAAAAAACACACACACACAGAGCAAGAAACCACAGGGCUUAUCAGCCUGUCGUCAUCAAGCAGACUAGAAUAGUGCAGAGAACUCUAGGCAGAGAGGAAAUGAACUUGAGAGAAGGGGGAACACACAGGGCAGAGAGGAGAGAAAGAGGGCGGGAGUGGAAGGAGCGAGCUGCAGGGCAGGGCCCGCCAUGGUGGGAGGAUGGAAGACGUGGCGGUGAAGCAGGGCUUCCUGUACCUUCAGCAGCAGCAGACGUUUGGAAAGAAAUGGCGCCGGUUCGGGGCUGUGCUGUAUGGACAGUCGGGCUGCGCCCUGGCCCGGCUGGAGCUCCAGGAGGGCCCGGAGAAGCCGCGCCGGGGAGAGGCUGCCCGGAGGGUGAUCCGCCUCAGUGACUGUCUGCGGGUGACGGAGGCCAGCGGCGAGGCCAGCGGCCCCAGGGACACCAGCACCUUCUUCCUGGAGACCAGGGAGCGCCUGUACCUGCUGGCGGCCCCCACUGCCGAGCGUAGCAACUGGAUGCAGGCCAUCUGCCUCCUCGCCUUCCCGGGCCAGCGGAAGGAGCUGCCGGGGCCGGAGGGGAAGGGCAGCGGGCCCUGCAUGGAGGAGAAUGAGCUGUACAGCAGCACGACCACAGGGGCCUCCUGCAAGGAGUUUGCUGUGACCAUGAGACCCACGGAGGCCAGUGAGAGGUGCCGGCUCCGGGGGGCCUACACCCUCCGGAUUGGAAAGGGUGCCCUGGAGCUGUGGGGGGGCCCGGAGCCGCGCGCCCUUUUGUACGACUGGCCCUACAGGUUCCUGCGGCGCUUUGGGCGCGACAAGGUAACCUUUUCCUUCGAGGCAGGGCGGCGGUGCGUCUCUGGAGAGGGCAACUUUGAGUUCGAAACCCGGCAGGGCAAUGAGAUCUUUUUGGCCCUGGAAGAGGCCAUCUCCGCCCAGAAGAGUGUGCCCCCGCCUGGGCCGCAAACCCAGCCAGCCCCAGCCGCAGCCCCAGCCCCAGCCCCAGCCGCAGCCCCAGCCCCAGCCACAGCCCCAGCCCCAGCAGUGCUGCCCCGGCCUGAGAGCCCGUACUCUCGGCCCCACGACUCACUGCCACCGCCUUCACCCAGCGCCCCUGCACCCGCCUCCCGGCCGCGCCCGGAGGGGGAAUAUGCAGUGCCCUUCGAUGCGGUGGCCCGAAACCUGGGGAAGAGCUUGAGGGGCAUCCUGGUGGUGCCUCCCCAGCCCCGGGCUGACCCUCUGUAUGACAGCAUCGAGGAGCACCCGCCUUCACGAUCCGACCACAUAUAUGAUGAGCCCGAGGGCGUGGCGGUCCUGUCCCUGUACGACAGCCCACAGGAACCCCGGGGUGAGGCCUGGAGGAGGCAGGCCACAGCCGACAGAGACCCCAGCGACCCCCAGCACAACUACCCAGUGGGGCAGGUCUUUGCUGCCUCCGGGCUGCCCCGGGAAACCGAGUAUGACAAUGUCAUACUUAAGAAAGGCCCGAAGUGACGGUGGGCAGGGUGUCUGGACCCCACUGAAUGCCAGCACUGAGGCGGGCGUACCAGGAAGGGGCUGGAGGCUGGUGAGAAGGAGUGGGAGAGGGAAGGCAGGCCUCCCUUCUAGCUGCUGCCGAUGACUCCUCCUGCCCACCUCGUCCCAGGAGCCUCCCUCCGCUCCUCGCACAACCCGAGGACCGGGGCCUGCUGGGUCUGCUGCGUGAGUCACAAUCCCGAAGCAGGAAGAAUGCCCUGAAGAGACCCACCCACCUCCCACCCUUUCCCACUUCCUCUUGUCCUUUCCGGAGCCUAAGGGAAUCUCAGGCAUUCGGGACAGCAGAGAGAAGGAUGUCAGCAAACGGCUGGCUCCCCGGCUUGCGCAGGCCUCCAGGCUCGUGGGUGUCGGACUUCUCUGUGGCAUUAAACCUUCCU